Messenger RNA from Drosophila willistoni, 3800 nucleotides. RefSeq names its product inactive dipeptidyl peptidase 10. Gene Ontology annotation, biological process: proteolysis. NCBI's taxonomy places the organism in Eukaryota, Metazoa, Arthropoda, Insecta, Diptera, Drosophilidae. Gene Ontology annotation, molecular function: serine-type peptidase activity; dipeptidyl-peptidase activity. Bases 45 to 3065 code for a protein of 1006 amino acids. The transcript is spliced from 9 exons. The record is from RefSeq and is a predicted model, not a curated record.
CAUUAACAUUGCCAUCAUUGUGAUUAGAAGUGCAAAGGAAAAACAUGGUGGAAAUACAAAAGCCACAUUCGGCAUUGAAGCGUCCAUCGCUAAAGCGUGAAACAGUCGUCGUCAACAACAGUGCGCCCAUCAAAAAAGUCACUCUCGUGCCCAAGGAUGAGGAACUUGUCGCCAUAUCACCAGAACGUCGAAAUUGGCGUGGCAUAUUCAUAGCUCUAUUGGUAAUUGCCGCUGUCUUUAGCUUGAUCAUAUUUUCGAUAUUUUUGCUAUCGCCGGAAGAUGAGGGUCUACGGAUACGGGGACGCCGUAUGUUGCCCAGCGAUAUAUUGGGCAAAAGUCUGCAAUGGCGGCCAUUUAAUGGCACCUGGAGCAAUGACAAUGAGCUGGUCUAUCGCGACCCAACUGGCGGCCUCUCCAUACUCAAUAUGGCCGAUUAUACCACCCGCAUUCUUAUGACCAAUUCGACAUUUCGACAAUUGAAUGCGGAAUCAUUUCUAGUUGCACCCGAUCAAAAGUAUGUUCUACUUCAAUCGGACAGUAAUGCCGAAGGAUCUAGACACCAUGUGUAUGAGGUACAAACAGCGAAUACAUUUCCACUGGGACCAACGGAGAAUAUUGCCGAAGCUCCACGUCUGCAGCAUGUGGUUUGGGCACCAAUCAAUCCACCACCACCGCCAGCACCCAUCUCGUCAUCAACGUCUACGUCUACGAUGGCUCCAUUGCCGAGCGGAAGUAUAAUUCUCAAUAGUCUGGCUGGUGCCGCAGCAGGCGGCAAACCCAUAGUGCCCAGUAGCCCGGCUGGGUCGUCGAAUGGGGCUGGCACAACGGGCAGCACAUCGGCCCCCUAUUCGCUGAAUCAGGCGAUUGCUUUUGUCCACUAUAAUGAUAUCUAUUACAAGCCCAAGGUGCAGGGCGAGCUAGUCUGUCGCAUUACCCAUACUGGAUUGGGGGGCAUCUAUUACAAUGGUAUACCCGAUUGGACAUAUGAGAAUGUUCCCGAAUUGAUGGAAAGUCGGAUGAGUAGCAUGGCCUUCUCGCCGGAUGGACUGUUUCUGGCCUUUCUUAGCUACAAUGACAGCGAUGUCAAUGAGUACAAAUACACUUGGAUGGGCGAUGACAUCAAGUAUCCAGCGGUAUUGACUCAACGAUAUCCCAAGGCCGGGUCCCGCAAUCCGAAUGUGACGGUGAAUGUGGUCAAUUUAUCGGUGAUCAAGUACAUAUUUCCCAUUCAAAUCAAAUUGCCCGCCGAACUGGCCAACGGAAGCUAUGUGGGCGGUCUCACCUGGGCCUCGCCCAUCGAUCUAUCGGUCACAGUGACAAAUCGCGAUCAGACAAAAGCAACGACAGUGAUUUGCCGUGCACCGCAAUUCAAUUGCCAGGUGGUCCACACAGAGGUGACCAUCAAUGAUGGCUGGGUCCUGCCGGCGGAGAAACCAAUAUUUUCCGCCCGAAUUGCUGCCCAAAUGCGAGUUCUGGGACAACGGCAACUGCAGAUGCAAAUGCAAUGGCAAUUACAAUUGCAGGAGACCCAAGGCAAAUCAUUUACGAGCAAUGAGAGUCUGGCCAAUGUGACAAAUGGACAGACCACUUACGAAAUAUCCCAAGGUGGCUAUCUGCUGAAACGUUUGCCGGUGCGAGAUGGCGAACAUGGCCAUUAUCGGCAUGUGGUGUUCAUUUCAUCACUGGAUCGGCGACCAGUGCCACUUACCAUGGGCCGAUUUGAGGUCACCGAAAUACUUGGCUGGGAUGAGGCCAAUGAAAUUGUUUACUUUAUGGCUGCUCCUGAGAAACGUCCGGGCGAACGGCAUCUCUACAAGAUCAGCCUUAAACUAAACGUUACCGAAUCGAAUCGCACAUAUAUAACAUCGACUCAACCCACAUGUCUGACAUGCGACAAUACGGAGGCGACCUAUCGUUUGCAUAGAGCGCGUAGUACGGGUCCAUCCUCAUCCGCAUCCUCCUCCUCCCAAUCAUCGGGAUCAUCAUCUGGAUCGUUUGUGGGCAACGAUGAUCGAUGGGAUGAUAUAGUUGCACGCCUCGAGCCAGAUGAUUGUAUCUAUGAUAUACCCAAAAAUUGUCUAUACAAUCGUGUGCAAUUUAGUCGUGACUUUGGCUACUAUGUACAAGAAUGUCUUGGUCCCGAAGCGCCCAGUGUCUAUCUGGUUGAGACGGCUACCAACGAAAAGGUAUUCGUUCUCAAUGCCGGCGAUGUGUUACGCCAUCGUCUUGCCCAGUUGGCCGUGCCCCAAAUGCGAACAUUUAGUGUGGAAAUACGUCAUGGAUUCCAUGCACAGGUGCGGCUCUUUAUGCCACCCGGCAUGCGUGAGGAAGAAGAGGUGGCAUUUCCUUUGGUCCUGCAUGUCGAUGCCUCACCGGGCUCACAAUUGGUCACAGAGCGUUUCCAUGUCGACUGGAAUUGGUAUUUGGCCAGUCAACGUAGUUUCAUUGUGGCCCAAAUCGAUGGUCGUGGCAGUGGCUAUCAGGGUGAACUGUUACGUACUCAGGUCCAUGGCAAAUUGGGCACCGUUGAGGUGGAAGAUCAACUGGGUGUUCUUACAUAUUUGCGCGAUAAUCUCAAAUUUAUCGAUCCAUUGCGCAUUUGCGCCUUUGGCUGGGGCUACGGUGGCUAUGCAUCUGCCAUGAUGCUAAUCGAUGACUCUCAACAGGUUCUCCAAUGCGCUGUGGCCAUAAAUCCCAUAGUUAGCUUUGGCUAUCAUUAUUCAUUUUUCACCGAACGCUAUAUACCGCUUAAGGGCGACUAUUUGCGUGCAUUGCAAGAGGCCGAUCUAACAAUGAAAGCUGGCAAUAUCAAGGGACGUAAUCUAAUGCUAAUGCACGGCACCGCCGAUACAUUGGUUCAUCAGGAGCAUACUUUAAUGUUGGUUAGAGCACUGGUCGAUCAGCAAGUUAAGUUCCGUCAUCAGGUCUAUCCUGAUGAGGAUCAUACAAUUGGCCGAUCGCUAAGUCAUGUCUACAAGACAAUGGAAUGGUAUUUCGAUGAAUGCUUCGGCCCUGUCGAUGAUAACGAGUGGGAUCCGACGGGAUUAUUUGUGUUUAAACAAUAAUUAAGACCCCCCUACGAUCCUUACGACGAGGAUCCGUUGGCCAAUCAGCUUAACGAUAUUGAAAUCAAUCCGGAUCCAGAUCCGAGCAGUAAUCUAACAGCCACAACAACGACAACAACAACGCUCGGAUCAGCGCUAGAUGAAUUAGAUCAUAGCCUACAAGUGCUCGAUCUAAUGACCUCAACGACAACGACACUAAGCAAAAAAUUCUCGGGAAAAUUAUGCAAUUACAGUAGCAAACGGAAAUUGCAGCCAUCGCAAACGGCGUUGGCCAAGAAAAUGAAGAUACUACAGCACUAACAAGCGAGUAAAAUGCAAUUGUAAAACGAGCGAGUGCCAACCAGCGAGUGAAUAGUGAGCGAUUGAGAGUAAGCUAGUGCGAUUGAGCGAGUAACUCAGUAUUUAUGUAUUUUACGCUCCAAUUUACUCUUUUUUCUUCGAUCACUACUUCAACGCGUUGAAAGUAUCUUCAAGAAAUUUUCAAAAUAAUUGCAAAAAAUAUAAAAAUAUAUAUUAUUUGAACAAUUUUUUAUUGGAGAAAGAGAGCUAUAAGCCAGCCAGGUGAUUCAUUUAUGCGACUGAUUAAUUAACAUAUUGUAUUUAACAUAAUUAAAACAAAAUAAAACUUGAGAAUUGAGCAAAUUGUCGUUGCCGUGCGCAAAUUCGUCGUCGGUGAUUCCGUAGGGGAAAAACAACCAAAAAUAAAAACCAAAAAAACCAAAAAACAUAAUAAUA